CUGUAGUGACGUCACCACGGUCGCGGAUCGCCAUUUUAGGCUCGGUUUUCUGAGGAAGGGAGGAAGUGGACAACAAAUUCACUUUUAUUAUUUUGAGGUAUUUCAGCACGUUUGGGAAAGCAUUUUUAAGCAAAUAUGCGGGGGUCAAAGCGACUGCGAUCUCCGCAGAACUAUAUCUCAGAGUACAGUGUGGAGGAGAGGUUGGAAUUUAGCAAACAGCCAAGAUGGGACUUGGACAGUGACAAGAGGGCUAGUAGAUCAAGAAGAUACAACCACCACUACAAAACCUACGAAAGGCAUUAUAGUGAGACAAAGACGCUGAUCACAAGGAUGGAGUACAGAGAGCAGGAGGCAAAGGAGCCCACCUCUGCUUCGGGACCAAAUCAGGACAGACGUUUUGGUGAACCCGUCGUGGAGCCUGAGAGCCACAGAGACUGGCACCAUUACAGCAAGUCCUCUGCACGCAGCGGGCACAGCCAGAGGAGCAGACACAGCCAGCAGGGUAGCCGCCGUCGCCGGGCACGUCGGAGUCCGUCCCGACAGGAUGACUUGAAGAGUCAUCGCAGGAACAGAUCCAGGAGUUUUGAGGAUGAUGAGGAUGGUCACCUGAUCUAUCACAAUGGACACAUGCUAAGAGCAAGAUGUAUAGAAUAUGAGAUUAUCGGUACUUUAGGUGAAGGAGCCUUUGGGAAAGUCGUGGAAUGCAUUGACCAUUCAAAAGGUGGUGCUCAUGUGGCAGUGAAGAUUAUUAAAAAUAUUGAUCGAUAUCGAGAAGCUGCCAUGUCCGAGAUUGAUGUUUUGGAGCAGGUGAACUCACUGGAUUGUGGUGAUCACUUUGCGUGUGUGCGAAUGCUGCACUGGUUUGAUUAUCAUGGACACAUCUGUAUCGUGUUUGAGCUGUUGGGUUUGAGCACCUACGAUUUCCUCAAGGAGAAUGGCUUCAUGCCCUUCACUGUGAACCAGAUUAGACACAUUGCAUACCAGGUCUUCAAAGCUGUGCGCUUCCUUCAUAGAAACAAACUGACUCACACUGAUCUGAAGCCUGAGAAUAUUCUCUUUGUGAGAUCUGACUACCACAUCGAAUACAAUUCCAAAACGAAACGGGAUGAGAGAAUACUGAAGAACACUGAUGUGAAGGUGGUGGACUUUGGCAAUGCCGUAUAUGACCAUGAAUACCAUACCUCUGUGGUGUCCACCAGACAUUACAGGGCUCCAGAGGUGAUCCUUGAGCUUGGGUGGAAUCAGGCAUGUGAUGUUUGGAGCCUGGGCUGCAUCCUGAUUGAGUAUUACCUUGGACUAACACUCUUUCAGACCCAUGACAGUAAGGAGCACCUAGCAAUGAUGGAGAGGGUUCUGGGACCAAUACCUGGCUAUUUAUUGCAGAAAACCAAGAAGAGACGAUAUGUCCAUCGUGGGCAGCUGGACUGGGAUGAGCACAGCUCCUCAGGGAGAUAUGUGAGAAAAAACUGCAAGCCACUCAAACAAUACAUGUCGUCCAAGAGCUCUGACCAUGAGCAGUUGUUUGACCUGAUCCAGAAGAUGCUGGAAUAUGAUGUGUCCAGACGUGUUACGCUGGAAGCUGCCAUAAGGCAUCCAUUUUUCGAUCCACUGAAGAAAGGAAAGAAACAGUGACUCAUGACAUUCUUUUUACACUUGCGCUCUAUUAAUCACUAUCCAGAGGAAUGUUCUAGACUGCAUCAGUCCAUCUUGAGGCCUCUGUUUUGUGGUGCUAAAUUAUUCCCUUUGUGCAAAUGCUAAAUUACAUUUUUGUACAAUCAUGUUCUUUUUGCAAUAAAAACAU
Scleropages formosus (Asian bonytongue) is the source of this 1801-nucleotide messenger RNA. RefSeq names its product dual specificity protein kinase CLK4-like. Gene Ontology annotation, biological process: regulation of RNA splicing; peptidyl-tyrosine phosphorylation. NCBI's taxonomy places the organism in Eukaryota, Metazoa, Chordata, Actinopteri, Osteoglossiformes, Osteoglossidae. The coding region runs from base 136 to 1632 and encodes 498 amino acids. Gene Ontology annotation, cellular component: nucleus. The transcript has 13 exons. Gene Ontology annotation, molecular function: protein tyrosine kinase activity; ATP binding; protein serine/threonine kinase activity. The record is from RefSeq and is a predicted model, not a curated record.